AUGCGGUUCCUCCACCUUGCUGCCACCCUCGCUUUGGCCGUCCUCGGCACCGCCUGGCCAGUCGAAGACACUGUUCCUCCCGCAAUCGUCAACAUGACGGCUCAGCACCCCAGCAGCAUUCGCGAAGAUCUUCCAAACUAUCACAUGCUUGAACUCUUCACCGAGCCUUAUAAAUCAGGAAUGAUGUACUACAUUGAUCGAAUCAUGGUCAAGUACGCAACGUGUGUGAACUGGCUGGAUGUAGACCAGGUGGGCGGUAUCACUUCCCUUGAGUCCUACAAGAACCAGCAAGGCCUUGUCUACUACUGCCAGAUGUACAAGUGA
Molecule: messenger RNA, 324 nt
Organism: Didymosphaeria variabile
Lineage: Eukaryota; Fungi; Ascomycota; Dothideomycetes; Pleosporales; Didymosphaeriaceae
Exons: 3
Coding region: 1-324 (107 amino acids)
Source: RefSeq, a predicted model, not a curated record